AUGUCGUACCUUCAGAAUCAGCUCAAAAGCUUCAACGCUAGUGUCGUGGAGUCGGCAAACCGCAUGCCCACGCAGCGACGUGUGGCCAGUAACCAACCAGUCUCUGGCAGCAGUUCCCAGGUCCCAUCGUCCGCACCGACCCCAUCUUCCUCUAGCGAGAUCAAAAAGAAACGUCAUGACCCGGACAUCGUCUACUCUCAGCCGGCCAACACAGGCACGGGCAAAGAUAUUAUGACGCAAGUGCUGUUUGCGAUCGAGCACAUGAAGAACAAGAACAUUCCGCUGAAGUUCUCGGAUAUCAUUUCAUACCUCUCACUGCAGCAUCGUGCCCAUGACCGAGGCUACGUGCAGGCUCUUCGGAGCAUUCUGCAGAUGCACGAGAAAGUUGAGUUUGAUCCAACCGGCGCGAACGGCGAGGGUACAUUCAGGUUCCGCCCACCUCACAACAUUCGCAAUUCGGAGCAACUCCUGAAAUACCUCCAAACACAGACUACUGCGGCGGGUAUGAGUGUUCGCGAACUUAGGGAGGGCUGGCCAAACGUCGAAGAGGAAAUCAACCAGAUGGAGAAGGAGGGAAAACUGCUUGUGACUCGAAACAAGAAGGAUGACCAUCCCAAGAUGGUGUGGCCUAACGACCCGUCCCUAAUUGAACACUUUGAUGAUGAGUUCAAGCAGAUUUGGGACAAGAUCAAAGUUCCUGAUGUCAAGGUAGUGAAGGAAGAAUUGGACAAGUUUGGCAUCACGCCUACCAACAAGAACAAGGUGCUUGGUCCCCGGGUCAUUGCACCAUCUAAGAAGGCCAAGAAGCCACGCCGAAGUGGCAAGACCACCAACACUCAUAUGACGAGCAUUCUCAGGGACUACUCGCAUCUUAAACGGUAA
This is a messenger RNA of Penicillium egyptiacum, 882 nucleotides long. NCBI's taxonomy places the organism in Eukaryota, Fungi, Ascomycota, Eurotiomycetes, Eurotiales, Aspergillaceae. The record is from the annotation of a GenBank genome assembly.